UGAGCUGUGGAAUGUUGUUAGCUGAUAUGUCCACGCAGAAACCUACAAAUUCUUGGUAAUCAUGGGGAUUUUUCUUCGUAUGAUUGGUGCAGUUAUUGGGGUCCCUGUUGUAGCAGGCUGUGCUGCUGGCAUCUAUAUAAGACAUGACUUCCAGAAACUUCACAAGUCUAAAAGCCACACGUUUGAGUCGGCAGCUAAGCAGUAUACAACAAAUUGUAUCUUUGAGGUGAUUGGCAGACUUAUGAGAAAGAAGCUCGAUAUGGACUCUCAGAACUGUCAGGAGGUCCAGACAGAAAUCCUAAUGUCCCGGCUGCAGUCAGCAAGUGAAACAGUGUAUGGAAAACAGUUCAACUUUGCUGAUAUCAAAUCCCCUGAGGAUUAUUGCCAGAAGCACCCACUUACCAGGGCCAGUCACUACCAACCCUUUGUCCAAGAGAUUGCUUCUGGUAUGCAUCAUGUGCUUACUAAAGAAGAUCCCAUCAUUCUCGCUGUGACAUCCGGAACAUCAGGACACCAUAACCUUGUUCCAAUGAUCAAGGCCCAGACAGUGUAUUUCUUGCUAAAUGGUGUUACUGUCUGUCUGGACUCUGUGCGUAAGGCUAUUCCAGAAACACGCCACCUUCGGCGAACUCUCAAGAUAUUUUACAAUCCAAAGUCACGCACCUCCCCUGGAGGAGUCCCCAUUGGACCCAACUCGGCCACUCCAAAAUCAUCUGAGAAGUUCAUUGACAUGUACAGCACCCCCAUGGCUGCAUUCGAUAUUACAACUGAAAAGGAAGCUUUGUAUGCGCAUCUACUGUUUGCUCUGAAAGACAGUGAGAUUGGGGCCAUCGAGGCAAAUUUUGUGCCUCUGAUACAUAAUGCCUUUGUGGAACUGGAGGAAAAUUGGGAGCAAUUGGUGCAGGAUAUUGCCCAUGGAGAAGUGCACCCUGAAUUGAACAUUCCUGAAGAUGUGCGGCAGAAAUUAAAUGCCCUCUUGAGUCCUGAUCCAGAAAGGGCUGAGGAAUUGAGGAGGGAGUUUGAGAGAGGUUUUGACAACAUUGCCAAGAGAAUAUGGCCCAAUGUUCAGGUCAUCUUAGCUGUGGAUUCAGGGGCUUUUCAGGUUUAUGGCAAUAUGCUGAGAGAAAAGUUCACCAAAGAUAUUCCAAUUUACUCAUGCCUGUAUGCUGCCAGUGAAGGACUCAUUGGAAUCAAUGUCUGGCCUCAUGAUGAAGAAAGACGUUAUAUAUUAGUCCCCAGGAGUAUGUUCUGUGAAUUCAUACCAAUUGAGAAUAGUGAUGAAGAGCAACCUGCUACCCUUCUCAUGGAUCAGGUGGAGAAAGGAUCCACAUACGAACUGGUACUGACCAACAUGAGUGGGUUCUACAGGUACCGCUUUGGGGACGUCGUCCGUGUUACUGACUUUUACAAUAAAGCUCCUGUUGUUGAGUUUUUAUACAGACAAGGACAGUUGUUAAACCUGAGAGGAGAGAAGACUUCAGAGGAUGUGAUUUUCAAGACAAUCCAAAAAACCCUAGAUGACUUGGGUGAAGUAUCCUUAGUAGAUUACUCAACUGUAGAGAGCCCCUUACUCAAGGAGAAAGCCUGGAACAAGACUCCACAUUAUGAAGUAUUUCUUGAAGUGGAAGGAAAGGUAUCAUCUGAGAAGGAUCUGCACAAGCUGGAUAAGAACUUGCGGGAAGCUUCUUUUGUCUACAACUCCUUCAGAGAAAAGGGCAGCAUUGGUCCCAUCAAGGUCCAUUUGGUCAAACCAGGGACAUUCAGGAAGUUAAGAGAACAUCUACUGACCAACACACAAGCCUCCAUCAACCAAGUUAAGAUUCCAAGAGUCCUGAAGGUUGACCAGUCAGCUGAUGUUCUGAUGGCAGGCAUAAUCUAGGGCAAAGAAAAAAGUACUUUUGUGGCUUGCAUAAAGCCUGGCUCAUGCUAUGGGAUUCAUUGCGUUCAGAAUUUCAAAGAAAUUGUGAUAACGUUUGAUAUGGACAUUCCAGCUAAUAAAAUCUUACGGAUUAGAGGUCAGAAUAGUGGUAGGACUGCUGAAAUCGAAAUUCAGUCCAGUUCAAGCCUCCCCGAAUGAAUGAAAACAAAUUCAAUUCCAAAUCGUAAUGAUGUCAUC
Lytechinus variegatus (green sea urchin) is the source of this 2116-nucleotide messenger RNA. RefSeq names its product GH3 domain-containing protein-like. Bases 62 to 1879 code for a protein of 605 amino acids. Lineage: Eukaryota; Metazoa; Echinodermata; Echinoidea; Temnopleuroida; Toxopneustidae. Gene Ontology annotation, molecular function: acid-amino acid ligase activity. The transcript has 8 exons. Gene Ontology annotation, cellular component: cytoplasm. The record is from RefSeq and is a predicted model, not a curated record.